AUGAACAUGACGACUUCAGAUUAUAUUGUUUCUCUAGCGGAGGCUCAGGCACGGCUCCCUCCUCCGGUAGAAUCCAGUCAGUUGCUUGAGGAAAUCGCUCAGCAGCUGGAUCAGCUUCCUAUCCUCGUGGUGCUGGAUGAUGAUCCUACUGGCACCCCAACAUGCCACGGAAUCAAUGUCCUGACAGUGUGGGAUGAAGCAACGCUGGUCGAAGAGUUCCACACAUGCGACCGUGGAUUCUUCAUACUCAUGAAUUCGCGCGCGCUCCCUACCUCUGAAGCGCGGAGCCUUAUAUCCGAAGUCUGUACAGCUGUCAAGCGAGCAGCAACCGAAGCCCAGAAAACGUUUGAAAUCGUCCUACGCGGCGACUCGACCUUACGCGGACAUUUUCUCGAUGAGAUUCAGGUGGCUGAGGAGGUAAUCGGGCAGGUAGAUGGAUGGAUCCUCGCACCGUUCUUCCGACAAGGAGGAAGAUUCACCAUUGACAAUGUUUACUAUGUGGCCGAUGCCCAAGGGAAUCUGGUUCCGGCCGCCCAGAGUACUUUUGCAGAGGAUGCGGCCUUUGGAUACACAAGCUCCAAUCUCAUCGACUACAUAGUCGAGAAGUCAGAUGGCUCAAUUCCUCGCCACCGUGUGCGGUCUAUCUCGCUGCAGGAUAUCAGGGAGGGGGGUGUAUCCGUUGUGGCACAAAGGUUACUCGAGUUCGCUCCGAGAUCUGUUAUCAUAGUUAACGCGAUAGUUGAUACUGAUAUCGAAAUCUUUGUGCUUGGUCUACUACAGGCGAAAUCUGCCGGUCGGGACUAUCUUUAUAGAACAGGAGCUGCCUUUGUAUCCACGCGGUUAGCGAUGAGAUCACAGCCUCCUCUCAGUGCACGCGAUCUGGAACUGGACAGAGAGGCGUCUUCUCCAGGCGGAUUGAUCAUUGCUGGGUCCUACGUAUCGAAGACGACUGAUCAGCUUCAACAUCUGACUUCAGGCCGUGGGUCCAAGCUAAAGGUUAUCACUCUGGAUGUUGAGUGUCUACUCCGCAGUAGUGAAAGCAGCUACACAACCGCACUUCGUGCUGCUGAUGAGGCUAGUGGAUAUAUUUUAGACGGACAAGAUGUCUUAGUCAUGACAAGCAGACACUUGGUUAGCACCCACGACGGACUAUCGAAUUUGCAGGGCGGCAUCACUUCGUCAGAUAUAGCAACGAGAGGCAUGCGCAUACGACGUGCCCAAAUCAUCGGCCAAGCAUCAGCGGGGGUACCUGUCUGGCGCUGCGAUGAACCAUCGUCUAAGUUUCCCGGCAUCCCAUACGUCAUUCUCCCCGGCAAUGUCGGUCACCAAGACGCGUUGCUAGAUUUGGUUACGAAUUGGGAAAGCAGAAGCCCCGAGAAACGGCCAAAAAUGCAAUACCAACGACUUGGUAAUAGUGGAUUGAAAGUGUCGAAGAUCAUCCUUGGUUGCAUGACAUUCGGCAAUCCGUCAUGGGAAGGCAGCCCAUGGGUUCUUCCAGAGUCCGAAGCGCUCCCGCUACUGAAAAAGGCAUACGACUGUGGAAUCAACACAUGGGAUACUGCCGACACGUAUUCCAACGGGAUGUCUGAGAUCCUGAUCGGAAAGGCUCUCGAGCAAUAUAAUAUUCCACGGAGUAAAGUUGUCGUCAUGACCAAGCUAUACUACCCGGUCCUUGAAGCAGAUUCGAAUGCUCGACCCAACCCUGCAGUCAACGAUGGCGACCUGGUCAAUCAGAUGGGGCUCAGUCGGAAGCACAUUUUUGAGGCGGUGGACGCAUCUCUUGCUCGACUGAAAUCCAGCUAUAUAGACGUUUUACAGCUACAUCGCAUUGAUGAUACCCACCCCGAAGAGGUCAUGCGCGCUUUACAUGAUCUUGUUCAAAUGGGUAAAGUUCAUUAUCUGGGCGCGUCAAGCAUGUAUUGCUGGCAGCUCGCGAGACUACAGUAUGCCGCAAAAAUGAACAAUUGGACCACAUUCACCAGUAUGCAGGGUCUGUACAACUUACUGUAUCGUGAAGAGGAGCGUGAGACAAACAGAUUUUGCCAUGCCGAGAGGAUUAGUUUGACUCCUUGGAGUCCCUUGGCUCGCGGGCUAUUGGCCAGACCAUGGGAUGUCAAGACUGAUCGAUCUGUGAAGGACACAAAGACUGCAAAGUGGUUCUCUGGUGAGCAGGAUCAGAAGAUUGUUACAAGGGUCGACCAACUUGCGCGGUCGAAGGGAUGCAGCAUGAGUGCACUUGCGAUAGCAUGGUUGUUGAAGAAAGGCGCUUGUCCAAUCGCCGGGUUGAAUAGUAUCGAGAGGAUAGAGUCUGCGUCUGAGGCGCUGGCAGUUCGUUUGAGUGAUGCUGAUCUAAGAUUUCUUGAGGAACAUUAUAGGCCUCUUCCUGUGCAAGCGAUCUAA
Messenger RNA from Aspergillus nomiae NRRL 13137, 2400 nucleotides. RefSeq lists its product as uncharacterized. The transcript is spliced from 3 exons. NCBI's taxonomy places the organism in Eukaryota, Fungi, Ascomycota, Eurotiomycetes, Eurotiales, Aspergillaceae. Bases 1 to 2400 code for a protein of 799 amino acids. The record is from RefSeq and is a predicted model, not a curated record.